CGCCCGGGCUGCCCGCGGCUCCCGGGGCUGGCUGGGGAGGGAGCGCGGAGCCCCGGCAGGGGCAGCCGGUUCCCGUCUCCUCUGCGGGAAAGGGGGGCCCGGGGAUGAGCUCCUGAAGCUGCAGCAUCCUCCCUGAAUCAAGAUGACGACAGCCACACCACUAAUCAAUAACACUCAGUUCUCAGUAAAUGUGACAGCAAAGUCUCAAGAACAAAGUCUCUAUCAAAGCUCUGGAGCAAUAGUUGCUGCCAUCGUAGUAGGAGUCGUUGUUAUCUUUACAGUGGUUCUGCUCAUCUUGAAAACAUACAACAGACGCAUGAGAGUGAAGCGGGAGCUGGAACCCAAAGCUACCAAAGCAGCAAUGCCACCUCCCCUAGGACACACCAGCACCAGCCUGUCCCACCAUCCCACAGUGACCUUCAUCCCUGUGGAUAUCCACAUGCAGAACAGAUAACUGGGAACACCCCACCUCCCUGUGAGUGAAAUGAGAUGGAAUUCUUAUUUACAUGGACGUGAGACUCCUCAGCAAAGAGAUGCAUUUGGAGCAGUGAUGAACUCUUAUUUUGUCUAUAGAUGGAAAUUAAUCCUGCUUUCCAUCUCUGGGAGGAAAAAUAAAAGGUCUGGACGCUUUUCAUAUAACUGAAAUCAACUGGUGGAGGCAUCUAAGUAAUCAGAACCACAGUGAGACCCAGUAAAUCAAGGCCAUUCAUUGGGAGACAAGAUGCACACUCAUGUGUUGUGGAGCUUUUGCUUCCUCUCAGAGUUUUGAGCUGCUUCUGCUCAGCACUGACUGAUGAUAAACUGGAAGAAAAAAUUUGGACGUGCAAGCUACAAACUCAGGCUGAACCUGGGUUUGUUAUGAUGUAUGUGAAACAGGUUUGUAGCCAAUUUUAUACAUGAUGGAUAGUACAGGAAAUGUCAAAUUUGUAUUUAUCUUUACUCAUCUUUCAUGUUUCUAGUGCCACAUACCUAUGGUUUGAGAUAAAAAUUUUCCUUUCCAACUAUUUUAAAGCCUUCUUACAAACUUGGUAACCCACCCACUUCCAAAUCAACUCAAUGUAUUUUCACUCUCAUGCCAAGAAUGGCUUGAGGUUCAUUACUGGCUAGAAUGCUUCAUCCUACACAAAAUCUGAGAAGUUCUUUAAUUAAAGAAGGGAGCAUGGGAAGGCAAGAGAGGCUUCAUUCAGCUACUUUGGUACAACCCACCUCCUGAAAUGCUUUGUUCUCUAAUGCAGACUGAGCUUGAACUAUUUUUAGAAUUCUUUUUGUGGUAGAAAGUAACUGAAAGAAAGUGAUGUCUUUUUGCAGCACUGACUCUGGUGGGUGUACAGCAAUGCGACAGAGAAAUUCCCAAGGAUACUCCCAGCCCAGUGAGUGGGAGCACAGAGCAGCAUUGUCAGCCAUUCAGGGGCUGAUUGUCUCAAGUGUGCAAAUCAAAGCAGCCCUGAACACACUGCCUGACAGGAGAGACAGGAAGGGUCAAGAAAUCCAGGAGUGAAACCCUGGUUUUAAUAGAAGCACAGGAGGCUCUGAGAAACAGCUUCACUAUUUCACUCACACAUCUUACAUUUGAUGGAAUCACUCACUUGGAUGGCUGGGCAGGGGGUGAAGAAAAUGCAGCAGUGUCAUCACAGCCUGGAUUUAUUGUGUUGGGGGUGUCCUGAGUCACUGCCAGCCUUUCAGUUCCAGCUGCUGUGGCCAUCAGAGGGCUCCAACCUGUUUGUAGAACAGAAAAACUGUUAGUAGGGUAUUUUAACUCCUGUUUGGGGCACUCUUGUGUAACUGAAUUGAUCACAGAGAGCCUCCAGCUGUAAAGCUUUUGGUCCUGCACUUGUGCUUCUCCCCAGUACUGUCACCUGCCACCAACUGUCACAUCCUGAAAUCAGGCAUGCCAGAACAAAACUGACCCUCCCCAGAGUGACAUGGCCAGAGACUGGGGCCAUAACUUGAUCUGAUUGUUCCAAGAUGUGAAUGUAUCUCUUGAACAGGUCAUUUUUAUUUUUGUGCAGCAACUAAAUGCAAUUAUUUGCAAUUCUUUUUGCUAUGGAACUGGAGCACAGUUGGAAUUCCAAACUAAAUAUUAAGACAGCUGUUUGUGAAGUUCCUAAAUCUUGUUAUAAAUAUUUGACUUGUCCUA
Messenger RNA from Apus apus (common swift), 2137 nucleotides. RefSeq names its product non-compact myelin associated protein (gene NCMAP). The record is from RefSeq and is a predicted model, not a curated record. The transcript has 4 exons. Gene Ontology annotation, biological process: regulation of myelination; peripheral nervous system myelin formation. Gene Ontology annotation, molecular function: structural constituent of myelin sheath. Bases 143 to 454 code for a protein of 103 amino acids. NCBI's taxonomy places the organism in Eukaryota, Metazoa, Chordata, Aves, Apodiformes, Apodidae. Gene Ontology annotation, cellular component: Schmidt-Lanterman incisure; paranode region of axon; plasma membrane.